This is a messenger RNA of Rattus norvegicus (Norway rat), 1366 nucleotides long. The record is from RefSeq and is a predicted model, not a curated record. NCBI's taxonomy places the organism in Eukaryota, Metazoa, Chordata, Mammalia, Rodentia, Muridae.
AUGGCAGCUGAUCAGAAUGGCCAUGAGGAGUGGGUGGGCAGUGCAUACCUGUUUUUGGAGUCUUCGAUGGACAAAGUGGUCCUAUCUGAAGCCUACACAGAUCCCAAGAAGAAAGUGGCAAUCUACAAGGCUCUGCAGGCUGCAUUGUCAGAGAGUGGGGACAGCCCCGACGUACUGCAGAUACUCAAGAUCCACUGCAGCGACCCUCAGCUCAUCGUUCAGUUGCGUUUCUGCGGGCGCCUGCUAUGCGGCCGCUUUCUCCAAGCCUACCGCGAGGGGGCGCUGCGCACCGCACUGCAGAGGUGCAUGGCCGCGGCGCUUGCCCAGGAAGCAGUGCGGUUGCAACUGGAGUUGCGUGCUGGUGCGGAGCAGCUGGACAGUUGGCUGACCGACGAAGAGCGCUGUUUGAAUUACAUCUUAGCCCAGAAGCCCGACCGGCUCAGGGACGAAGAACUCGCGGAGCUGGAGGAUGAGUUCUGCAAACUGACGUGUGACUCCACUGGCCAGGGUGGAGCCACACAGGUAGCUCCAGCAGGUUCGAAGUCCCUGGUUUCCUCUCCGGCCGAGGAGAAGCCACUGCCGGCCGCCGGCCAGACUUUUCUGUUCCAUGGUCAGCUCAUAGGUGAGGUUCACCAGCAGAAGCGGGGUCACCAGCAGUGAACCGGCCACUGAAUCUGCAAGACCAGCAGACAUUCGCGCGCUCAGUGGGCCUCAAGUGGCGCAGGGUAGGGCGCUCGCUGCAGCGUAGCUGUCGAGCACUGAGGGAUCCUGCCCUCGACUCGCUGGCCUAUGAGUAUGAGCGUGAUGGGCUAUAUGAGCAGGCCUUCCAGCUGCUGCGCCGUUUCAUACAAGCCGAGGGCCGCCGUGCCACACUGCAACGCCUAGUGGAGGCGCUGGAGGAGAACGAGCUCACUAGUCUAGCAGAAGAUCUGCUAGGCCAGGCGGAGCCGGAAGGCGGCCAGGCUUAAGUCUAGUACUGUGGGAAAGGGCCACUGGUCAACCAGUUCAGCCAGUGUUUGGAACCCACUGGGGACUGUUGGGGUCCUUUUACUGCUGAUGUUGCUACUGCUGGCUAUUUGCCAUCCACUGGACUCGGAGAACGUACACACUCCCCUACCUAGCUGAGCUGCUGGAGUGAACUAACUGCCCCUCCCCCUCCCCAGGAGCCAGGCAAGCACCGCAGGGGUACAGAAAGAGGACUUCCUGCAGAAACUCACUAAGAAACUGGACCUUCUGAAACCUAGAUGUCAUUCAAGGUGCUACAAAAACUGUCACGAGCAGGAUGCACGAUUUUCCCUGCCCUUGGCUCAUUCUCAUCGUGGGACCUAAGUACUUGGCAGCGAUAAUAAAAUGUAACCCUUUUAUA